UUUAAUUUAAAAUUAAAUGAGUGAAUAGCUGGAGAAAAAUAAAAUGUCUAACUUUUAAAGAUAAAACAUACCAGUCGACUUCAUAUGACUACACUUCAGUUUAAAUUUUAAGGGGAAAUGUUUGUGUGAUUAAGGAGGGGAAUAUUCUAGAAAACGUGAAAACACUAGCCAUGUCUAUCUGUUGUGUACAAGAGAAUAAAAAGUCCCAAGGCUGUACAGAUGUUAUUUUCCUUGUGGUUUUUGUCAUAUUUUGGGUUAUAUUGAUAUUUAUAGCAGCUUUUGCUUUUGUUACUGGUAACCCAUUAAGAUUGAUGUAUGGAUAUGAUAGCUUUGGGAAUAUCUGUGGAGUUGAUAAUAAGCCUGUUGGAAAUUUGUCUUAUUCUGGAUUGGACAUGACAGACAAACCGUAUUUGUUUUACUUCGAUGUGACAGACCUUUCACAUUCACUGAUGAUUUGUGUGAAAAAAUGCCCUGAUAGAAUAUUAUCCAACAUUGUGGACCUUCAGAAGUUUAAACUUGACACAGGAUCAUCACUUCAUCGUUAUGAUAUAGAUGAAUUUGAUACCUGUAGUGAUAUUAAUUUAACAGGAGAAGGUAAAGGUAUAACAAGUAACAGUGGAUUAGGUCCUUGCCCUAAACUUCCAGUAUAUGCUAUGAAACCUUUGUUGCACAGAUGUGUUCCUGAGUCAGUGUUGGGCAUUACACAGAACAUUAUAUAUAGUUUCUAUAGUUACUUAAACAGCUUUGACACUUUUCAACAAGUUGUUGGUGAUCUGUAUGCAAGCUGGAAAGAAAUGCUUGGAAUGCUUAUACUAUCUGUAGUUCUCUCAUUCGUCAUGGUGUUUUUGAUCCAUUUUGUUGCCGCUGUUGUAUCUUGGAUUAUUAUGGCUGUAAUAGCCUUGGCUUCUAUUGCAUUGACGGGCAUAUUGUGGUGGACUUACUUGAGAAUCAAGUGGGGUUUGGACUCAACUCCCUUCUUUGAGCUUUUGGAAGAAGCAGCUAAAAAUGAACGUGCUUUUCUCAUUUAUGCUGUUUUGGUAACCAUCCUGACUGUGUGCUUAUUGUUGAUUCUGAUAAUUUUAAGAAAGCGAGUGGAGCUGAUGGUAGCCUUGUUUCAUGAGGCUGGGAAGUGUGUUCGUGCCAUGCCUUGCCUGUUGCUUCAGCCUAUAUUUACCUUCAUUGUAUUGGGAAUGUUCUUCAUUUUCUGGCUAGGAAUAGUUUUGACAAUGGCUACGGCAGAUUACCCAACAAGAACAACAGUAUUGAGUCCUCUGCUAGAAAACUCAGGAGAACCCUCAAGUGUUUUAGAUCAGAGUGCAGCUACCAUUCAGGUUAGUGCUGAGCAAAUUGCACACGUGGCACAGUUCACAACGAUCAAGUAUAAUGAACCAGCAUGGGUGCAUCAUCAGUGGUGGUACUUGCUUAUUGCACUUGUGUGGACUAGCGAGUUUAUCUUAGGUUGUCAACAGAUGGUCAUUGCUGGUGCUACUUCUUCUUGGUACUUUCAAAGCAGGAAUGAACUACACUGUCCUAUUGGGAAGUCUGUGUUGCAUCUAAUAUCUUACCACUUGGGGUCUGUUGCACUGGGAUCUUUUCUAAUAACAAUUUUUAAAGUGCCCCGCAUUGUUUUGUCUUUCAUGAAAAGAAGUCUGAAGAAAUAUGAAAACAAUGUGAUUGCUUCCUGCUGCUAUAAAUGCUGUAGUUGUUGCCUUUGGUGUCUGGAGAAAUUCAUUAGAUAUUUAAAUCAUAAUGCAUACACUGUUGUAGCAAUUAGAGGAACAGGUUUUUGCCAUUCUGCACAAUCUGCUUUUAAUACCUUGGUAACUAAUGCUUUGAGAGUUGCAACUAUCAAUAGUGUUGGGGACUUCAUACUGUUUUUGGGAAAAUGUGCUGUGACUGUGCUUACUGCCUGUGUUGGAAUCUUAGUCAUGAUGCACAACCAAGACCUACAUUUUUUUGCUAUUCCUGUAUUUGCAGCUUGUGUAUUUUCAUUCUUCAUUGCCCAUUCUGUGCUGUCUGUAUAUGAGAUGGUCAUCGAUACCUUAUUCCUUUGUGCCUGUGAACAGUUUAAGAGCAAGAGGCAAGACACAGAAUUUACAAGGCACAAGUCUUUAAUGAGAAUCUUGACUGGAGAAGAUGUAGAAGAAGGAGCACAGCCUCUUCAAGAAAUGCCAGUAAAGAGCCAUGAUGAAAAUGACAAAGAAUAGUCAGAUAUUCACAUUAUUAUACUGGGAUGUAUGCGUGUGAAAUGUUGAUUAAUUAGUAUAGUACAACUGUUUUUUCUUGUUACAUGAGUACCUUGAUAAUUUUUUUACAAGUAAUUGUGGGCCACAAAUUUUGUUACUUGUAUAAAAUAACAGCUCUGAUUCUUUAAAGGUAGUAUCAUCAUAGUGUUUAGUUAUUU
Limulus polyphemus (Atlantic horseshoe crab) is the source of this 2404-nucleotide messenger RNA. It is a transcript of the gene Ctl1, whose product is annotated as CTL-like protein 1. The transcript has 17 exons. NCBI's taxonomy places the organism in Eukaryota, Metazoa, Arthropoda, Merostomata, Xiphosura, Limulidae. Gene Ontology annotation, molecular function: transmembrane transporter activity. Gene Ontology annotation, cellular component: membrane. The record is from RefSeq and is a predicted model, not a curated record. Gene Ontology annotation, biological process: transmembrane transport. The coding region runs from base 171 to 2207 and encodes 678 amino acids.